Messenger RNA from Pseudomassariella vexata, 1196 nucleotides. RefSeq names its product WD40-repeat-containing domain protein. Gene Ontology annotation, cellular component: Cdc73/Paf1 complex. The record is from RefSeq and is a predicted model, not a curated record. NCBI's taxonomy places the organism in Eukaryota, Fungi, Ascomycota, Sordariomycetes, Amphisphaeriales, Pseudomassariaceae. The transcript is spliced from 4 exons. Gene Ontology annotation, molecular function: protein binding. Bases 159 to 1157 code for a protein of 332 amino acids.
GUGUUGUUCGUCUUUGUGCGGUUGUAGCCUUUUUCUUCGGCGACGCAAUCAUUUCUCACCGUGCCUGGAUCAACCCCACCAGAGCCUUAAUCUUCAACAUCGACGCAUCUCCAAAUCGCGACUACCAAAACAGAGCGCAUGUACAUGGCUCGGUGACGAUGUCUAAACAAUAUUUAACCACGCAUAGCGUGGAGAAUGCCCACAUAACCGACAUCUUCUCUCUUGCCGCUACCCCGACCGCCCUUCUCUCCGCCUCGGGCUCCUCCACCCUCCACGUCCACUCCACAACCCAACCCGAAUACCCCCUCGUGCAAUCCCUCUCCCUCGCGCACCAACUUGGCUGCCACCACUUGGUCGCCUCUCGUUCCGGAAAAGUAUUCGCAUCCGCCGGCUUUGGCGGCGACCUCAAGGUCUGGAAGCUAUCCGAGACGGGAUCGGGUGACUGGGAGCUGUUCGGCGAGAUCGACACAUCCAGGUCCGCGAGUAACGGCAAUGCACAGAAUAGCAGUAAAGGCAAAGCUGCUGGUGAGGUCUGGGCAAUUGCGCUGAGUGAGGAUGGCCAGUACUUGGCGGCUACAACGUACGAUGGACGCAUCAAUGUUUGGGACACGAGCAGUCCGAAGGGCACCAAGAUCCAGGAGUAUGAGACGGGGAGCGCAGGUACGGGCACCUUUGGCAUGUGUGUGGACCUGAGUAGAGACGGGAAGUAUACGGCGAGUGGACAUCAGAGUGGCAAUAUCUACGUGUUCAACAAUGACACGGGCAAGAUUCAGUACUCUCUUGCUGGCCUCGUCAAACCCGUCCGCGCCGUCUCCUUCUCUCCGGCUGGCACCCUGCUCGCAGCUGCAGGCGACGCAGGGCUAAUUGCACUCUACGACAUGAAACACGGCGAGCACGUGGGCAACUUGACGGGUCAUGCCGCUUGGAUAACCUGUAUUGACUGGAGCGACACCGGCGAGUACCUUCUGAGCGGCGCCUUCGAUGGUAAAGUCAAAGUAUGGUCCAUUGAGCGGUCAGCAUGUGUGGCUACGCACAGCGAGACGGAGAAGGCGCUAUGGAGUGUCAAGUGGCUUCCUAAGACGGGACGCAAUGAGAUAUUCUGCACGGCAGGGGCCCACAGAAGUAUUACAUUCUACCGUGAGGCGACUGGCUCGUAAGUGACGAAUUUUGGGGUUGGAAGAGGGAUGGUUGUCUAU